AUGGUGACAGAAAUGGUGGUCGUGAUGAUGACGAUGAGGAUGAUGAUUGGUGCAAUUGCAGAUGAUACGAAUAGUGUUUUUAGUCCUUGUGAGGAUACCAAGGUACAGAAAUCAGAUGGAUUUACCUUUGGUCUUGCAUUUUCAAAGAAGGAAUUUUUCUUCUUUGAUAAUGUUCAGCUUUCUCCCUGUGAUAGUCGCCUUGCCUUGGCUAGUAAAAUGGCCCAACUAGCUGUUUUUAGGCCAAAGGUCGAUGAGAUUUCUCUUCUUACCAUCAAUGGCAGCAUUCCUCUUGCAGCAGGUGGAUACAUGGUGGCAUUUGCAGGAAGGAAGUACGCAGCCAGGUCAUUCCCAGUAAUGGUUGCUGAUGAAAAAAACACCAUAACUAGUUUCACUUUGGUUCUUGAAUUCCAAAAAGGUACCCUACAAAAUUUAUACUGGAAAAGUUUUGGUUGUGAUUCAUGUUCUGGGGAGUCAGCUGUUUGCCUCAACAAACAAGACUGCGCAAUACCAACCUCAAAAUGCGGGCCUACAGGCUGCAGCUUAGGCAUACAGUUAGCAUUUUCUGGGACAGACAAGAACCUUGAAGCACUGAAUUCAUGGUACGAAGUGAACAACCUCCGCCAAUAUUCUCUCUAUGGCCUGUACUCAGAUCUGCGUGAUUCUAUUACUGGUUCUAUUCCUGAUUUUUUUCCUGGUUCUUUCCCGGCCAAUAACAAGCUUUUCUAA
Molecule: messenger RNA, 726 nt
Organism: Durio zibethinus
Lineage: Eukaryota; Viridiplantae; Streptophyta; Magnoliopsida; Malvales; Malvaceae
Biological process (GO): protein histidyl modification to diphthamide
Cellular component (GO): cytosol
Molecular function (GO): metal ion binding
Source: RefSeq, a predicted model, not a curated record